AAUUAUUGUGAGGUUGUAACAAAUUUUGAGGUUAUAACUUAAAAGUUAUCAGAGUUAUCACUUUUUAAGAUUUUGUUUUAUUUAGAUGACGCUAUAUAAACAACGGAUACGUUCAUUUAUAGAUUAUAAGGGUUGAGAUGCACUGGAGGCAUGAUAAUGCUGCAGAAUGGACACAAGUGGUGCUACUCUUGACUCUGACUCCGCCGAUUUAGAUCCGUUGCGUCAAGACAAGUCAACAAGCACCACAGAUCUGCCGACGGCAGACGACGACGCAACUUUCGACGUCGAACUAUCGAAUGUGCAAGUCGACGCCGUCCACCCACUUUUCACCGAAGUUUUCGGCACACGACGCAAGAGAAGCGUCGGAACGUCCACCACCGAAGACCGGUGUCAGCUCUACUCUUGUGCUGACUGUGACACUUUCAUCUACAAGACGUGGCUGGACGUCACCAACCACUUCAUCACAAUCAAACAUGUGCCGAAACAUGACUGUGUGUAUUGCGGUGGUGCUGUGUUCGAGUAUUUCGAUAAUAGAACUCUUUUGUUGCACCACAAGUGCGACAACAUAAGUCCGAGCAAUUGCGAUCAGUUGGAUAUGUCUUCAAAGCCAGGCUGUGAUGAUAAAGUUAAUGGGAAAAUCAAGGGGUAAUCGAAAUUUGAUUGCAACGAAAAAGUUAAUUUUUGUUGAAUAGAUGGAAGGUAGCAUUUGAGAACCAUAAAUUCAAUCCACUAAAUAGAAUUGCUCAAGAAUUCAUAAAAAUAUU
Molecule: messenger RNA, 764 nt
Organism: Nilaparvata lugens (brown planthopper)
Lineage: Eukaryota; Metazoa; Arthropoda; Insecta; Hemiptera; Delphacidae
Exons: 2
Coding region: 167-649 (160 amino acids)
Source: RefSeq, a predicted model, not a curated record